UAGAAUAGAAAGAAUAACAGCCAUGUGCAUGAACCUGCUUUAGCUUUUCUUUUGGUCUGCUCUUUUAUCUGAAUACUUGAUAUAUGAUCCUUAGGAGCCAUGACUUAGCACUGGUUAAUAAUUACACCUGAGAGUAUAUGUUGAGGCGGGACACUGGUGACCUCACACACUCUCUCACGCUAUCGCUGGCAGCCAUGAGACUCGUGGUCUGUUUUCUUUCUCUGCUCGCUGUUUUCGGUUCCGCAGAAUGUGGGAAUGUUUUAGUCUGGUAUACUGAGGGCAGUCACUGGAUCAAUCUGAAGAUCGUGUUGAAAACAUUGACUGACAGAGGACACAGUGUCACAGUGCUGGUUCCGGAUGCCUCUCUCUUCAUGAAGGCUGAAGAAUCGGAUCGCUUCUCCUACCAGCCCUUCAACGCGUCCAUGGAUGAACAAAUGAUGAGAGCCUUCAUUGAGGAAUUUCUGUAUUUCUCAGUGUAUGAGACUGAUCAGCUAAACUUAUUGCAGAUUCAAAUGAAAGUCUUAGAGUUUGCAUCCAAACUUCAGGAUAUGUCUAUAUCGUACUGUGACGGUAUUCUCAAAUCUCCAGAGUUGAUGGAUAAAUUGCGAAACGGAAAGUUUGACGUUCUCCUGUCAGAUCCGAUGUAUCCGUGCAGCGAUAUAGUGGCUCAAGAGCUAAACGUUCCCCUGGUUUACACGUUCAGAUUGUCCAUUGCUAACGUUGCUGAGAGGAUGUGUGCUCAGAUACCAGCUCCACCUUCAUUUGUUCCUGGAGUCAUGAGCAAACUCACGGAUAAGAUGAGCUUCACAGAACGAAUCAUGAAUAUUCUCUUCUACCUUUCUCAAGACGUUUUUGCCACUAUUAUUUGGAAAACAUAUGACAACUACUACACUGAAUAUUUAGGACGGCCCACUUCUUAUUGUGAGAUGAUGGGUAAAGCUGAUAUCUGGUUAAUCAGAACCUACUGGGAUUUUGAGUUUCCUCGGCCAUUCCUGCCCAACUUUAAAUAUGUUGGAGGUCUUCACUGCACCCCUGCCAAACCAUUACCAGAGGAGAUGGAGGAGUUUGUACAGAGCUCAGGAGAUCAUGGGAUUGUGGUCUUCACUCUGGGGUCUAUGAUAGACAAAAUGCCCAAAGAGAUAAGCAAUAAGAUCGCCUCGGCUCUGGCACAGAUUCCACAGAAGGUCUUAUGGAGAUAUAAUGGAGAGAAGCCAGAUACUCUUGGUGAAAACACCAGAAUCUAUAAGUGGAUCCCUCAGAAUGAUUUAUUGGGUCACACCAAAACCAGAGCGUUCAUCACUCAUGGAGGCACUAACGGCGUAUAUGAGGCCAUAUAUCAUGGAGUUCCAAUGGUCGGGAUCCCCUUUUUUGGUGACCAACCUGAUAAUUUAGUUCAUGUGAAGGCCAGAGGGGCUGCUGUUAGCAUAGACAACAUCAAGACCAUGGAGCCACAAGACCUGCUGGAUGGACUCAAUGCCGUCAUUAAUAACUCUUCGUAUAAAGAGAACGCUAUGCGUCUGUCCAGGAUUCAUCAUGACAGACCAGUGAAGCCUUUGGAUGAGGCUGUGUUCUGGAUUGAGUUUGUUAUGCGUCAUAAAGGAGCUAAACACCUGCGUGUCGAGGCCCACAAUCUUACCUGGUACCAGUACCACUGUCUGGAUGUGUUCGCUUUUCUCAUCACUGUCCUGACUGUAGUCCUCUACGUCUUCUUUAAAAUGUGCAAAGUCUUCAUAAUGCGCUGCUGUUUUAGAGGAAAGAGUAAAAAAAGCAAAAAAGAAUGAUUAAGCUUUUUGCUUGCUCUGAACAUGCUGUAUGAUGCUUUUUUAACAUGCACCGAAAAGUAGCUAUGAUGUCUUGUCAGUGCAUUAUUUCUGAGUAUUUAUGUUUAAAGAUGUCACAAUUUGUUUGACGAUUUGACACUACAUUUGUACAUAACAGUUUUGUCUGUUAAAGUGCUGCCCUGGCUGUUUUAAGUCAUACAAAUAGAAAAAUAAUAGGCUUACAACUUUCCUUCAAGACAUUGAAACUAAAUAAAUAAUAAAUAUGCACUUGCUUUGUAAU
Messenger RNA from Puntigrus tetrazona (Sumatra barb), 2061 nucleotides. Its product is annotated as UDP-glucuronosyltransferase 2C1-like. The record is from RefSeq and is a predicted model, not a curated record. The transcript has 6 exons. Gene Ontology annotation, molecular function: UDP-glycosyltransferase activity. NCBI's taxonomy places the organism in Eukaryota, Metazoa, Chordata, Actinopteri, Cypriniformes, Cyprinidae. The coding region runs from base 138 to 1781 and encodes 547 amino acids.